CUAAUUCUGUUUUUGUAUUACCUAGAUAGACAAGGAAACCUACAAUGAGCAACUCACCAGGAGAAGAACACGCCGCAUUCACGCAAUGGGCCGUGUCCCACGGAAUCAAGAUCAAGGGCAUAGCUCCAGCCCAAUUCCCCGGCCGGCGACUCGGCAUGAUCGCGACGCGCGAUAUAGAAGAAAAUGAAAUCAUGCUCUCCAUUCCCGUCUCUCUAAUGCUCACACUCGACUCAAUCCCGGAAUCCUUUGUGUCCAUGUUUCCAGAGGGGACAUCCACCCAGGGGGUUCUGGCUGCAUUUCUGACGCAUGGGGAUCCCAGGCUCCUGGCAGAGCUGGAGGCCUGGCGUAGUGUUUGGCCCGAUUGGGAGGAGUUUGAGAGCAGCAUGCCUAUCUUUUGGCCGUCACGGUUACGGCGGUCGGAUUCUUCUGUGGCGGAAAGAGAGUUAGAUGGUGAUAGUGUUUUUGGAGGCCCUAUUUUUCUCCCACCGUCUAUCUCAGGCCUAUGGAAUUCAUUUGAGAAGUUGACCGGGCCAGAGAACCAUAAGUACGAGACGAGGUACCAGAAUAUCCUUUCCCAACAGCAGAAACGACUGCAGAAUGCAUGGAAACAGGUUCUGUCCGUGUUCCCACAGACGAAUUGGAAGGACUUCGUGUAUAACUGGGCCAUUAUCAAUUCGCGAAGCUUCUAUUAUGUUUCGCCUGGAAUGGAAGAGCCUGAAGAUUGGAAUGAUGCGCUUGGCAUGGUUCCGUACGCGGAUUAUUUUAAUCAUGUUGACGAUGCGGCCUGCGAUGUUACAUUCAACGGGGAGGAGUAUACUUUCAAAGCUACAAGACGAUAUGAAAAAGGCGAAGAGAUAUACAUGAGCUACGGCUCACAUUCGAAUGAUUUCUUACUCGUCGAAUACGGAUUUUAUCUCGACGACAACCCAUCCGACGGAGUAUAUCUCGACGACAUCAUUCUCAAGGACCUUACGCCCCCCGAAAAAGACGAACUAGCUGGACAGGAUUGUCUCGGGAACUUUGAAAUCACAGUAUCCGGCGCGGACACGAAUACUGUAGCUGCCGCGGGAUUGAAAUAUAUGGACCGGCAAGACUGGUUGGUGUAUGUUGCGGGGGCUUCUGAGAAAGGGCUUGAUGAAAGAAAAACUGCGGAUAUUAUAAAUGGUUGGAUUGCAAAAUACCUACGGGAAUGCGAGGUGACGAUCGAUUGCCUCUCAGAGGGAACAAAACCCGGAUCUACCGAGUCUGAUGCCGAGAAAGAGAAACUCGAUUCGAUACUCGCUCGGUGGAAACAGAUACAACAGCUCUGCGAGACUGCUGUAAAUGCGGUCAACGCUAUAUCUCAAUAGACUACGAAUGUUUUCUGAAGAGUCUUGAACCAAGUUAUGCUGACCUAGAAAUGUGAUUCCGUGUUGAAGAGGUAUCAGACUAAUAAGACAAUAAAGCAUAAAGCAAUAUGCAUGGUGUAAUACCAACAGAGACGAAUGUUCAUUAGGACAAGGACAAAGACAAUUUUGUCCAACAUAACUCAUGCUUUUAAUGAUAACCCUUCGUUUUGUCCUCGCAGAAUUCCCAAAACUGUCU
Molecule: messenger RNA, 1584 nt
Organism: Aspergillus versicolor CBS 583.65
Lineage: Eukaryota; Fungi; Ascomycota; Eurotiomycetes; Eurotiales; Aspergillaceae
Product: SET domain-containing protein
Exons: 6
Coding region: 45-1349 (434 amino acids)
Biological process (GO): peptidyl-lysine trimethylation; peptidyl-lysine monomethylation
Molecular function (GO): protein-lysine N-methyltransferase activity; protein binding
Source: RefSeq, a predicted model, not a curated record